UUCUUCACAUACCAUUCUUUCAAAUUAUACUACUUCCAAGAGUCCACAGCUUUCAUUACCUACAAACCAUUCCAUACUCCAGAAGAAUGGCCCCUAAAAUCGGUCUCAUCAUCUGCAGCCAGCGCACUCCUCGCGCUGGCCUUCAGAUCGGCGCUUCCAUUCUGAACGAUCUACAAGGCACCGACACUGUUCGGAUGAAUGCCAUCGCUCUCUCACUCAUCGAUCUCCAACAAUGGAAUCUCCCCAUGUAUGACGAGCCGGGUAUCCCGUCGCAGAUCCAUUCUUCAGACCAAUAUGCCCACCCGCAUACGCGGAGAUGGUCGGAAGAGAUCACGUCGUAUUCGGCUUUUGUGUUCGUGACGCCGCAGUACAACUGGGGAUAUCCGGCCAGCAUCAAAAAUGCAAUUGACUAUCUGUAUAACGAAUGGAAAGGGAAACCCGCUAUGAUUGUGAGUUAUGGCGGGCACGGUGGCGGGAAGGCGGCGGAGCAGUUGAAGCAGGUGUUGCAUGGUGUCCGGAUGAGACCGGUCGAGCGAACGGUGGGCUUGACCUUCCCUAGCAAGGAGACUCUGAUGAGAGCUGCGGAGGGGCGGGAAAUGGAUCUGUCUUUUUGGGAGAAAGAGAGGAGAGAGGUGGUGGAGGUGUUUGAUGAGAUGGUUGCGUUGCUGAAUCAAGCAUGAAUUUGUUGCCGAUCGGAUGACGGAGCCGAAUAUGUAUAUCCCUCAUG
This is a messenger RNA of Aspergillus alliaceus, 727 nucleotides long. RefSeq names its product flavin-dependent quinone reductase. Gene Ontology annotation, molecular function: FMN binding; oxidoreductase activity. The transcript has a single exon. Gene Ontology annotation, cellular component: cytosol. Bases 87 to 680 code for a protein of 197 amino acids. Lineage: Eukaryota; Fungi; Ascomycota; Eurotiomycetes; Eurotiales; Aspergillaceae. The record is from RefSeq and is a predicted model, not a curated record.